GCCAGUGGGAGCUCCCUGUCAGUGACUGUGUAGACGAAAAUGGCGGACAGCGGCAGGGCAGAUCCUGUGAAUAACAACAAUAAUAAAAAUGUGUCGGAGGGGAAUAUUAUAAAGGUAACUGUUAAAACUCCGAAAGACAAAGAAGAAAUCGCAAUCCAGGAGGAUGCUUCUGUGACGCAGUUCAAAGAGGAGAUAUCGCGAAGAUUCAAGGCCAGGCAAGAACAGUUGGUAUUGAUUUUUGCUGGAAAAAUACUCAAGGAUGGAGAUACUUUGAACCAACAUGGCAUCAAGGAUGGUCUGACCGUACAUCUUGUCAUCAAAACUGCUCAGAAGCCUGCAGAUGGAGCUGCACCUCAGACGUCCCCCACUACAAGUUCCACUACUCCUCAAGUGAGUAGCAGCAGCAGCUCCAGCCCUCCUAGCCCAAGUCCAUCCAGCAAUGCCAGAGACUCGACGCCUACUACUGGGCCUGGUCCUACUCCAGCACCACUUGGUUCUAUUCUUACAGGGUUUGGGGACCUGGCCAGUCUUGGCAAUUUAGGAAUGGGUUCUGCCAACUUUAUGGAACUUCAGCAACAGAUGCAGCGUCAGUUAAUGUCCAAUCCAGAGAUGCUUUCCCAGAUCAUGGAAAACCCACUGGUCCAAAAUAUGAUGUCUAACCCAGAUCUAAUGCGUCAGAUGAUCGUUGCCAAUCCCCAGAUGCAGCAGUUGAUGGAACGCAAUCCAGAGAUUAGCCACAUGCUGAACAACCCUGAGCUCAUGAGGCAGACAAUGGAGCUAGCCCGAAACCCAGCUAUGAUGCAGGAGAUGAUGAGGAAUCAAGAUCGGGCACUUAGCAACUUGGAGAGUAUACCUGGUGGCUAUAAUGCUCUGCGCAGAAUGUAUACUGAUAUCCAGGAGCCAAUGUUCAGUGCUGCCAGAGAACAAUUUGGUAGCAAUCCCUUCUCAGCCCUUGGUGGAAACUCGGAAAACUUAGGGGUCCAGCCAUCUCGGACAGAAAACAGAGAACCACUUCCAAAUCCCUGGGGUCCCCCAGCUAGUGGAACUACGUCUUCAAGCACUGGGGGUGAAGGUGGUACCACCUCAUCCAGCAAUAGUACUUCUCAGAGUGCGACAACUCCAAGUGUGUCUAAUCCUUUGGGUGUCAAUGCAGCAAGUCUAGGCAAUGGUAUGUUUAAUAGUCCUGGGAUGCAAAGUCUCUUGCAGCAAAUUUCAGAAAACCCUCAGCUCAUGCAGAAUAUGUUAUCUGCUCCCUACAUGAGAAGCAUGAUUCAGUCUUUGGUGCAAAACCCUGACUUGGCCUCACAGGUGAUGAUGAAUAAUCCGUUGUUUGCUGGUAAUCCACAACUUCAAGAACAGUUCAGACUCCAGUUGCCGGUCUUUCUUCAGCAGAUGCAGAAUCCUGAGGCACUGUCAGUAAUGACAAACCCUCGAGCAAUGCAGGCUUUGCUCCAAAUCCAGCAGGGCCUUCAGACACUACAAACUGAGGCACCAGGUCUCAUGCCAAGUCUAACGCCUGGAGGACUACCCUCAGUACCUCUGCCUACAGGGGGUAAUGUUGCCCCUGAUAGUCCUGCCUCCUCCAGAUCAGGAUCAUCUACAGGCCCUUCUCAGACAACCGGACCUCUAAACUCCCAGCAGCAGCUAAUGCAACAGAUGCUACAAAUGUUUGCAGGAGGGUCAGCGUCAAAUCAGACUCCAGAAGUCCGAUUUCAGCAACAGCUGGAACAGCUGAGUGCCAUGGGAUUCAUUAACCGAGAAGCUAACCUGCAAGCGCUCAUUGCCACUGGAGGAGAUAUUAAUGCAGCCAUAGAGAGACUUCUGGGCUCCCAGCCUUCUUAAGCACACAUCAGUUUGGGAUGGGGGGGGGGGGGAAUUGGGUUACAGUAGAAAAAAAAAAUCCAACUUAAAACAGGUAUACAUACAUGUUGUGGUUAUUCACCACAGGAGCAUCAACUGAAUACUAGUCACCUUCAGCUAUUCAUGCAGGCGCUCCAAAAAUUAGUAAAUUGGGUAACCUGUCUGUGUUGCAGACCGCUGCUCAUUUGCAGUGCAGAGGGUCGAGUACGAUGAGUGCUGUUCCUCCAGCACAACAUGGAUCACAGGUUUUAAAGCCCCAUGUUGCCUUUAUCUAACCAAGCACUGCCAGUGUGACUAUCUGCUUUAAGGUGGUCUCCACUUAGGGAGUAUUGGUUCCCACAUAGACACAGCCAUCAUAUGGUAAAUUACUUAACAGAACUGUUCAAUAAAUAGGCAGAAAUAAAUUAAUGAUACUUUCAUUGUACAGUUUAAGUAAAAGACUAAUAAUGCCAGAAGUCAAAACAUGGCUUCUCCUUAUGGAACUGAUCAAAAUUUUCGGUACACAGGUAUUUGAGUGUCUUUUAGCUUCCCAUAUUAAUUCUUUCUUUAUUACAUAGGAGUAACUAAAGGCAGUUGAGGGACACAAAAGGACUUUGACUUCUGCAGCAUUUAACAGUUCCUAAAGACCAAAUUGCAGAUGUUUGUCAGUGUCGGCUUCUUUUUUAAUUUUAGACAAAUGCAGACCAUUUUUAGACUCUUUGUGCAAAUUAACUUCUUGUCAGCCAAGACCUGUGUAACCUGAUACCUCCUUCUGUUGAUUUUGGAUUCUUUUAAUAAACUAAAAGGUGGAGCUGAAAACUGGGCAAUAGACGAAUCCCUGAUAACAUUCAUAUAGCCGGAGGCAUUAUAAAAUCUGACUGCUGUGCAACUCUGCUUGUUAUACUAUAUGAUGGAGUCAUCAAAAUUUGUUGGUAAUUUUUGAGAGUUAUGCAUGUGUAAGAGCAAAAUCAGAAACAAAAAAAAAACAAACUUGGCAUUUCUUGGAUUUUUUCAUGGCUGACCUUGCAAAGUGUUAAUACCAUCUAAAAAGUACUACGGUUCAGAAAUAAAGCCAUGUGAAUGGAAACAAAAAAUCAGUUGCUGCGUUUAACCAAAAGCUCCCGGUGUUUCAUUUUUUUUUUCCUUAAGCUGUACCACUUUACUGAAAACUAAUGAAAUCAUUAAGAAGGAAUCACUCUGGAAUUGCAAUGUAAAAAGCACCUCUUUGUGAGUUGUCUUUUUGGCGCUGGCUGUUUUUCUUCCUUCUAGUAAUACAGUAAACCUGAUCAAUCGUAUGUUUGAGGCCAGUACACCACUUUUGAUUUCCCCAUAAAUCCUGAUUUUUUUUUCACCUUAAAAAUGAACUUUGGCUGUUUGCCAGACACAGAAGUAUGUCAUAUAAAAGUAAAGGCUGACUCUUGCGUCUGUUAGCAGUCUUUAUAAAGCAGAAACACACUUGAUAGCUUGUUCAUCCAAUUCGUACUUGUGUCACUUGGUUGAGUUCCGUUGCAUUCUGAGAAAUUAUUUUUGUGUAAACUUUUUAUUUAAGUCUCAAUGUUAGAUUCAUUAUUCAUGGAAUAACUAAUCAGUCAGACAGGGUUUUUAAGGCUUCUCAUGUCACAUUUAGUGAAGUGAAAAUUAAUACUGUAUUUAAUUCUGUAUUUAGAGAGCAGCCUAGGCAGAGGGAACAUUAUCUUGAUUAAUAUUUAAAAUAAACUCUAGGUAAAUUCACACUGUAAAACAA
This is a messenger RNA of Erpetoichthys calabaricus (reedfish), 3583 nucleotides long. It is a transcript of the gene ubqln4, whose product is annotated as ubiquilin 4. The record is from RefSeq and is a predicted model, not a curated record. Gene Ontology annotation, molecular function: polyubiquitin modification-dependent protein binding. The coding region runs from base 40 to 1842 and encodes 600 amino acids. Gene Ontology annotation, cellular component: cytosol. Gene Ontology annotation, biological process: ubiquitin-dependent protein catabolic process. The transcript has 11 exons. Lineage: Eukaryota; Metazoa; Chordata; Cladistia; Polypteriformes; Polypteridae.